Messenger RNA from Rotaria sp. Silwood1, 708 nucleotides. The record is from the annotation of a GenBank genome assembly. Lineage: Eukaryota; Metazoa; Rotifera; Eurotatoria; Philodinida; Philodinidae.
AUGGCUUGGGAAUUAGAAUUAAAUGCUACGCUUUUGGAAGAGUUAUAUAUUUGGAUCGACAGUAUUCCGUUAUCAAAGCCAAAAAAACGAAUCGAACGAGAUUUUUCCGAUGGUAUCUUGGUAGCUGAAAUUAUUCGAUAUUAUUUACCUGAUCUGGUCGAUAUGCAUAAUUAUACACCGGCAAAUUCAUUUAAUCAGAAAAAGAUCAAUUGGGGCAUAUUAAAUAAGAAAAUUUUGUGUCUUCUAGGGCUUGAUGUGCCCGAAAAAAUCAUUAUUGAUCUAUGUAAUGGAAAACCAGGUGUAGUGGAAAUAUUUUUAUUUCAUUUAAGGUUAAAAAUAGAUGAAGAAAUCGAAAUAAGACAGAAAGGAGAACGACAACAUAUGUCUUCACCACGGCAAUCAUUGCUUGCAUUGAAUAGUGUUAACCCAAAAAAGGAAAACACAAAUAUUGUUUCUAGUCGAUCAUGUCGAUUUAGUAAACCGAUUGGUAAUUUCAACAAUAAAUGGGUCUCACGUUUGGCUUAUGAAGAGUUAAAACAACAAUGCUUACAACAGGACGAAGAAAUUCAAAUACUUCUAGCAAAACUGCGACGAUUAGAACAUGUUGUUCAACUCAAAGAGAUUCGUAUCAACGAACUUUUAUCUAUGAUCGAAGACACUCGACGUAUAAGGCUUUGUACUGUCGGAGCUAGCAAGCAGAAAAAAUAA